CAAACUUAUUAGCAGUAGUAACCGUAUCGGAUGCUGUGGAAAAGGUAAAUGUGAAGCUCUGAGUAGAAGGUCAAACCAGAACUCUAAUGGCGGCCAGGAGGUCUAGGAAGAAACCAUUACAGAACAAAGCAAGCAAGCAUGUGUUAUUUUUUACGACUUGUUCCUAUACUUGACGUUGUUAGUUUCUGUUUUUGAUUUUUUCUUUAUCUUUGAAACCGUUGAAGUUGAAUAAAGAUUAUAUAAAAAGCUAUAGAGAUCGCUAAUCUGGUCUUCGCUCUUCACAUUACCUACCGUACCUUGGUUCAAAGUUCUUUGGUUUUCGUGUUCUGCUUCUCCUUUUCUUAAAGUCGAGCCUCUCGUUCUCAUUCUCUUGUUUGUUGUACUUUUCGGAUCUUCAUACUCCGUCUGGAAUCUUUUCGAACAUAAAUGGAGGAAACAUUUUGAGAUCUGCUUGUGUUUUUUCUCUGUUUUUUGUUUGGCUUCUUGAAUGUGCUCAUUCUGGUUCACGAUCUCAGUACCCAUAGAAAGGACUUAAGAAGAGUUUUGUGAAGAAUCUACUAUCAGAUCUUAGGCAAAUGGGAAGUAAAUGGAGAAAAGCGAAGAUUGCUCUGGGUUUACAUCUCUGCGUUUACGUUCCGAGGACUCUGGAUGAUUCACCCCCGUCCCUUGAUGCUGCUGGGAGGUAUUCCGAUGUGUCUUCGCUUUCACCAGUGUCCCGGAACUCAGAUUCUCGACCUUCAAUGUUGACUUCCCCGUCACCAUCAUCCUCGGGUCUUCGGCUGUCUAAAAGCGGCAGCAGAUCCUUGAAGAGGACCUGUGCGAUAUGCCUUGCCACCAUGAAACCAGGCCACGGCCAUGCCAUCUUCACUGCAGAAUGUUCACAUGCUUUCCAUUUCCAGUGCAUUGCUUCUAAUGUGAAGCACGGCAAUCAAGUUUGUCCUGUUUGUAGAGCAAAAUGGAAGGAAGUUCCUUUUCAAGGCCCUAGUUCAGAGCUCCCCCAUGGGAGGGCAAGAAUCAACCCAGUAGAUUGGCCGCAAGAUGAUGCCUGGAUGACUGUACUACGCAGACUCCCUCCAACUCGGCCAGGUUCUCACCGGCACAUUGCGUCCAUGUUCCAGGCUCCUGAGCCAAGUUUAUUCAAUGAUGAUGACCCUUUGAGUAUCCAAUCUGAGUUAGCUGAAAGACCCUCUUCUCCAAAGGAAGAUUUGGAUAGCAAUUCCAAUAGAACAAUGGAUUUGAAAACAUAUCCUGAAGUGUCAGCUGUCUCACGGCUAAACACCCAUGAGGGAUUUACUGUUCUAAUCCAUCUCAAGGCUCCUGUUGCGAGUUCAGGUCAAAAUUUAGGCAGAGGCACAGCUAACAUGCCGGCAACAACGCAAACUUCUCGUGCUCCGGUUGACCUUGUCACCGUGCUUGAUGUCAGUGGCAGCAUGGCGGGUACCAAGCUUGCAUUGCUGAAGCGAGCCAUGGGAUUUGUAAUACAGAACCUUGGCCCCUCCGAUCGGCUGUCAGUCAUUGCCUUCUCAUCUACAGCACGUCGCCUGUUCCCUCUCCGUCAAAUGACGGAUGCUGGGAAACAGCAUGCACUUCAGGCUGUAAACUCCCUGAUUUCAAAUGGUGGAACGAAUAUUGCUGAGGGUCUGAGGAAGGGUGCCAAGGUUAUGGAAGAGCGCAGGGAGAAGAAUCCCGUUUGCAGUAUCAUAUUAUUAUCUGAUGGGCAGGAUACCUAUACAGUCAGUAGUCCAGGAGGAUCCCAACCACGGCCAGAUUACCAGUCUCUUCUUCCAUUCUCUGUACGUGGUAGUGGUAACACAGGUUGUAAGAUUCCAGUCCAUGCAUUUGGAUUUGGUGCAGACCAUGAUGCUGCUUCAAUGCACUCAAUCUCGGAAACCUCUGGUGGGACCUUCUCCUUCAUAGAGGCUGAGGGCGUGAUCCAGGAUGCAUUUGCCCAGUGCAUAGGGGGUCUACUGAGUGUGGUUGUUCAGGAGUUGCAAGUAGAGAUGGAGUGUGUGCAUCCAGGUCUUCGUCUUUGUUCACUGAAAGCUGGAAGUUACACAAGCCAUUUGAUGAAUGAUGCGAGGACAGGCUACAUUGAUGUUGGUGAUCUGUAUGCGGACGAGGAGAGGGAUUUUCUGUUGUCAGUCAAUGUUCCGGCAGCGGGUGAGUCCGGUGGCAUGACAUCAUUAGUGAAGGUGCGUUGUGUUUAUAAAGACCCUGUGACAAAAGAGACUGCGACUUUAGAAGGGGAUGAAGUGAGAAUUCAGAGGCCUGAAAAUGCUGGACACAGGGUGGUGUCUAUAGAGGUAGACAGGCAGCAGAACAGGCUACAAGCUGCCGAUGCGAUAGCUGCAGCAAGAGCUGCAGCUGAGCGCGGUGACCUCACUGGUGCUGUGUCUAUCCUUGAGUGCUGCCGAAAAGCAUUGGCAGAAACUGCAUCGGCACGAGCUGGGGACCGGCUCUGUUUAGCUUUGGAUGCAGAGCUAAGGGAGAUGCAGGAGCGGAUGGCUAGCCGGCAGAUGUAUGAAGUAUCUGGAAGAGCAUAUGUGCUGUCGGGUCUGAGCUCUCACUCAUGGCAGAGGGCAACUACUCGCGGAGACUCCAUAGAUGGCUCAAGUUUUAUACAGGCAUACCAGACGCCAACCAUGGUUGACAUGGUCACCCGGUCACACAGUAUGUUACUUGGUAGCCCAACAAUCCAGCCACCAGUUCGACCAGCGCGAUCAUUUCAGUUACGACCGCAGCCUAGGUAAAACCAUUAACCUAGUAGCAGGAGGUGAAAGGGGUGGGGGGGGGGGGUAGGAGGGGGUUUAUUUUUGCUGUCAUGUAAAUGAAUAAACUGAGGUUGAAAUUGUCUGGGGGAGAGAGGGAAAAGGGUAAAGAUAUCGGGUCUUGGGAGGGGUAUAAUAUCUUUUUGUUUUAAAUCUCAAUUUGGGUUUUGUUUGUAAUUUGGGUGAUGUUAUCAUGUA
Molecule: messenger RNA, 2966 nt
Organism: Macadamia integrifolia
Lineage: Eukaryota; Viridiplantae; Streptophyta; Magnoliopsida; Proteales; Proteaceae
Product: E3 ubiquitin-protein ligase WAV3-like
Exons: 2
Coding region: 576-2750 (724 amino acids)
Source: RefSeq, a predicted model, not a curated record